Molecule: messenger RNA, 3094 nt
Organism: Halteromyces radiatus
Lineage: Eukaryota; Fungi; Mucoromycota; Mucoromycetes; Mucorales; Cunninghamellaceae
Exons: 2
Coding region: 49-3027 (992 amino acids)
Biological process (GO): calcium ion transmembrane transport; intracellular calcium ion homeostasis
Cellular component (GO): plasma membrane
Molecular function (GO): P-type calcium transporter activity; ATP binding; ATP hydrolysis activity
Source: RefSeq, a predicted model, not a curated record
CUUGUUUCUUUAAAAAAGUUUUAUUUUGUACUGAUUUUAUCUCUAAUAAUGUCAACUGAUGUUAAUAUUAAGGAAUAUUGGCAUACAAAAUCUAUUGAUUCAGUGGCCGCUUCACUUUCUACAUCUAUAUUGACAGGUCUAUCUGAUAUUGAUCUUACUGCCAUUUACCAAAUUUAUGGAUACAAUGAAUUGAAUUCUGAUACUGGAUCAAAAUGGAUUAAGGUAUUACUUCAUCAAUUGGUUGAUGCUAUGAAUUGGAUUUUUAUUAUUUUUGCUUCUGCUUCUUAUGCACUUCAAGAUUAUGCUACAGGAACUAUGUUGGUGGUCAUUACUCUUUUAAAUCUUUAUUUAUCUUUUUCUCAAGAAUAUGCUGCUGAACAAACCUUGGCUGCUUUACGUAAUCUUUCUUCUCCUAUGGCUCAAGUGAUUCGUGAUGGAAAAGAAGUACAAAUAGAAAGUAGGGAAUUGGUACCUGGUGAUUUAUUAUUGAUCAAGGAAGGUGAUUCUAUUGCCGCUGAUAUUCGUUUAAUUUUUGUUUCAAAUUUGGAAGUCGAUGAAGCUCUUCUUACUGGUGAAUCUAUGCCAGUGGCAAAAUCUCUUACUGUCUUUGAAAAUCCAGAUGAACCACUUGGUGAUCGAAUCAAUAUGGCAUAUAGUUCCACCAUUGUGUCCAAAGGUCGUGGACAAGGUAUCGUCGUUGCUACUGGUAUGAACACGGAAAUUGGAAAAGUGGCAAAACAAUUGAAAGAUGCUGGUGACAAUGAUACCACUCAACUUCAAAAGGCUCUCAACAAGAUGUAUUUGGCUCUCAUGGCAAUCUCUGCUCUUUGCGUUAUCAUCGUACUUGCUACUGUCAAAUUCAAGGCUAACUAUGAUAUUGGAAUGUAUUGUAUGACUGCUGCAAUGUCUGUUCUUCCUGCUGGUCUUACUACUGUCUUAACAGUAAGUCUUGUAAUGGGUGGCAAAGAAAUGGCGGCUCAAAAGGCGUUGAUACGAAAAUUAAAAUGUCUGGAAACGCUAGGCUCCGUGACUAAUAUUUUUUCUGACAAGACUGGAACAUUGACAAUGGCAAAGAUGGUGGUAGUACGUUUUUGGACUUUGAACGAUGGUUUUUAUUAUGUGGAACCCAAUGGUUUAGCUCCGGAAGGUGAUGUUUAUCAUACUCAAGGGAUUGAUAAUACAAAGGAAAUCACUUUACAAGAUUCCAAGGUCGACAAGAAGGCAAUCAGUACGGAUAUGGAACGUUUGGUCCAAUGUGCAGCUUUGUGCAACAUGUCUAGUAUUCACCGACGUACCGGCAAUGAUGAUUAUACUAGUAACAAUAACACGGCUUCAGUUAGUACCAAGGCAGAAACUCGUGAUAAUCAUGAAAAGGUGGAUGAUGAAGUGACUGAUUCUGAUGAUUGGAUAGCAAGUGGUGCUCCUACUGAAGUGGCUUUACAAGUAUUGGCUCAUAAAUUCAAUAUGGGAAAACCUGAUCUCUUGGCAACUGGAUGGGAACUUUUGGCUGAACAUCAAUUCGAUUCUACUAUCAAACGAAUGUCUACUCUUUAUGUCAAUAGCGAUCAUCAAAUCAUGCUUUUCUCCAAAGGUGCUGCUGAACGAAUCAUACCUCUUUGUGUCAAUUUGAAAUCGGAAGAAGAAAAGGCUCAAGUGUUUACAACUGUGGAUAGAUUAGCUGAAAAGGGUUUACGUGUCAUGGCAAUGGCUUAUCGCUCAAUGGAUAUGUAUUUGGAAAAGGCAAAAACGACUUCUCGUGAUGAAAUGGAAAAAGAUUUGGUAUUUGUUGGCCUUACUGGUAUUUAUGAUCCUCCUCGUGCUGAAUCUCGUCAAGCUGUCAGUGAAGCUCAUCGUGCUGGUAUUUCUGUACAUAUGUUGACUGGUGAUCAUGAAAUUACGGCAACGGCUAUUGCAAAAGAAAUCAAUAUUUUGAAUGAAACAACGAUGUCCAAGGAAACCAUUCGAUCACUGGUGAUGACAGGUACACAAUUCGAUGCUAUGUCUGAUGAUGCUAUUGAUCAAUUGGAACGACUUCCUCUGGUGGUUGCUAGGUGUUCUCCUGAAACUAAAGUCAAGAUGAUUCAAGCUUCAAAACGACGACAAAAUAUUUCUGCGAUGACUGGUGAUGGAGUCAAUGAUUCACCUUCUUUACGUAUUGCGGAUGUUGGUAUUGCAAUGGGAAAAAAUGGAAGUGAUGUGGCCAAGCAAGCUUCUGAUAUUAUUCUCACGGAUGACAAUUUUGCUACUAUUAUUCGAGCUAUUGCGGAAGGACGACGUAUCUAUCAAAAUAUGCAACGGUUCCUCCUUUACUACUGGAUUUGUUUGGCUGGUGGUGCUAUUGUGGUUCUUAUUGCUCUUGUUGUACGUGAUCCUAUUGGUCAUUCUAUUGCUCCACUGUCUACCUUACAGAUGAUCCUUAUUUAUAUUUCUAUUACACCACCAUCAGGCGUUCUUAGUAUCCAACCUGCUUCCAAGACAGUAAUGCUUGAACCUCCUCGGCCUUCUGGUGAAAAUUUAUUCAACAGGGAAAUCAUCAUGGACACAUUGACGUAUUCUAUAGCAACAGCGAUCAUUUGUGCGGUAUCCUUUUUUGUGCCUCUUUAUUCUGGUAUGAGUGGUCCAAGUGGAGUGAUUGGUGUGAACUGUGACUCUGAAUAUCAAUCUGGACUCUGUGAUUCUCUUUAUCGUAGCCGUGCAUCCUUAUUAGCGACAUACUUGUUGGCAUCUCUGGUAACAAUGGCUCAUUGUCGAAGUUAUAGGACUCAUGAAUGGGGAAUGGAUGGCAUCAGAAAAACAUUGGAUUCACGAACAUGGAUUGGUACACUGGCAUUUGAUGUUCUUAUUUUGAUGGUCUUCUUUUACGUACCAGGAGUAGCUGUCAAAGGAUUCCGACAAUUGGGUAUAUCUUGGGAAUGGGGACUUGAUAUUGGCCUUGUGAUUCUUUAUAUUGGCUUUGGUGACUUUUACAAAUGGUGUAAAAGACGAUCUAUGAAACCUGUUGGUUCAGUGACAUCCAAUAUAGUUUAGAUUAUUUAUAUUUAUUUGUAUUAUAUUGUAUGUUAUCAAUAAACUUUUUUUUUUUUUUGUAUGCAUG